AUGUCGUCCAGAGCAGAGGUGGCUGCGCGAUCCAGCCUGCGCUUACCGAACGGCGUAGCGCCUCAUCUUCAAGGUUUGAGCGACCAUGUGCACGUUCCUGCCACCUUGCCUCGAAAAUGGCACUUUUACCCCGCCAUGGCCUUGGCAGGCUGGGUAUGGAGUGUGACGCCAACAUCUUGGAUCAUCCUCCUCGCCGCUCUGUAUCGAAGAUGCACUGGACUGGACAAGCAUUCCAACUGGCUAGCGUGGGGUCUAGGUGCCUCGUCCAGUUCGCCCCUGAUCGGCAAAUUCUUCUACUACUACUCUUUCCUGGAAGUUCCCUUCUCCAUCUAUCUCUUUUUGCUCACCCGCAAAGCCAAUCGGAGAACACCACCUCCCAAAGUGGACAACAAGACCUUGGAGGAUUUGAUGGUGCAGUGUUUGGAUGUCGGCUUGGCCGCUCAUCCUCCUCGCCGACGAGGAGCAGGCAAGCACGCUCAAGAUGAUUCCAAGUUCGAAACGCACACUGUCUCGGAUCAAGAAGCAGCAGUGGCGUGGAAGAGGUUGAUGCGAUGGUUCUACUUUGAAGAUCCAAACGAGAUCAAGGCGGACAACGUCAGACAAUGGCUGGCUUGGGCUUUUGCUGGACGAGAAUUGGAGGAAUGCAAAGGCGACAAGGACUUGGAAUACAUCAUUGAGAGAGCUUUCAAUUUGGUGCAAGCAAGACUGAAGCAUACUUUCGCGCCGGGAUUCAACACUUCAAUGAAAACAUUGAGGCUAACCCUCGACCCUGUGGCCACUCGAUCGAGACCACUUGGGUACUAUGCCGUCUGCAACGGAGUUACGGGUGCGAGUGAGUGGAAUCAAAGUCUGCUGGGAGAACGCGAAAUGGGCAUGGGACGCGACUGUAUGCUAUACUACGGCAAAAGCUUCGCUUCGACAGUCCGCUCUUGAGUGAAGAGCUUUUUAUGCUGACAUUGCUCUUCACCUGCAGCCAAAGCUUGGCUUCGUCAUUCCCACGGCUUUAGGUACGAGCAAGUCGGCGAUUGCGCAUUCCUGGUGAAGGAUGCAGUCAGCAAAGCCUACUCCGCAAACGGGGUCAAUGGGGUCAACGGCAAGUCGCACUCCAAGCCUUUGCCGAUUCUGUUCUUGCACGGUCUGGGUAUUGGGUGAGUCGCUGCGAAGGCAAGGUCGGAGGCGUAGGCGUAUCACGCCGUUCAUCCUCAGCUUCUUCACGUGCGGCUGUCACACAGAUUGGGACAGUAUGCCGCUUUCCUAAAGUAUUUGGCUCGCUAUGAGCACGGAGUGUAUAUCCUUCUGCAACCCAACAUCAGCGCGGAUAUCUGGCACAAGCAUUAUCUGGAUGCUCCGAACAAGGACCAGCACAUUGCGUCUGUCAAAGCGCUGGCCAAGCGGCACAAGAUUGAAUCUUUCCAAGUGCUAAGCCACAGCAACGGCACGAUGGUCACAGGCUGGGUUGCCAGAGGAGCUCCAGAGCUCUGCAAGAAGCACGUCAUUGUGGAUCCCGUAUCUUUUAGACUUUGGGAAGGCGCCACUUGCUACGCGUUCAUCGCACGGCCUUGGGCCACUGGUGUCGAGGUGCUGCUGGGUUACUUUGUCGCAAGAGAAUUGGGGAUUGCGCAUACCAUUGCCAGGCGCUUCAUUUGGAGCGACAUGCUUUGUGAGUCAUGCGAGACGCCAGCAAGAUCACGGGCCGAGAAGAGGAAUAUCGUGCGCAUCUAGGCACAAUCCGCGUUCGGGCUGACUCCCACUUGCCUUUUCAACACAAGUGUGGGUGCAUGAUCUACCAGAAAAACUCACGCCGGACAACGUGCAGCUGGUCUUUGGCGAGCGCGAUAUGUGAGUGGCUCGAAGGACAGUUGACGCUGUUCCGGCUCGGCAAACGCAGCGCUGACGGGCCUGCUGGCUCAUCGCUCUGCGAACAGGCUGCUCGACGUUCCGGCAUCGGUGGACUACCUCAGAUCAGCAGGUGUACCUGCCGAAUGCAUUCACGUGUUACCAAAUUAUCAGCAUGGCAAGGCUCUCUUCAUUGAUGCAAAGGGCAUGCACAUCGCUCUGCAUGCUCUGGGCAUGGAAUGA
Molecule: messenger RNA, 2079 nt
Organism: Ceraceosorus bombacis
Lineage: Eukaryota; Fungi; Basidiomycota; Exobasidiomycetes; Ceraceosorales; Ceraceosoraceae
Source: the annotation of a GenBank genome assembly